This is a messenger RNA of Acanthochromis polyacanthus (spiny chromis), 2730 nucleotides long. It is a transcript of the gene layna, whose product is annotated as layilin a. NCBI's taxonomy places the organism in Eukaryota, Metazoa, Chordata, Actinopteri, Pomacentridae. Gene Ontology annotation, molecular function: hyaluronic acid binding. The transcript is spliced from 8 exons. Bases 50 to 1516 code for a protein of 488 amino acids. The record is from RefSeq and is a predicted model, not a curated record.
CUACACUAAAACACAAGAUUUGGUGGUAAACUGACUACAACUGACAAACAUGGACUUGCUGACAAUCUUCUGUCACCUCCUGCUUUUGUGCUUCGACCCAUCUGCAGCCACAAGUCUCAUUACAGCAGAUAUAUUUGAAGCAAGAGGUCAGCGUGUGUGCAAGGCAGGAAAAGGGAGGCCGUGCUACAAGUUGGCCUACUUCUCUGAGCUCCGCCGGAGGCUGAACUUCGUGGAGGCAGAGUUGGCCUGCAGACGGGACGGAGGGCAGCUGCUGAGCGUCGAGUCUGCAUCCGAGCAGAAGAUCAUAGAGCAGCUCAUCACCGAGCUCCGCCCAACCGAUGGAGACUUCUGGAUAGGUCUUCGCCGUAACCAUGGAGACGGGGACAGCACCUCCAACUGCUCUUCACAGUACUACUGGGUGGACGGCAGCAAGUCCACGUUUAGGAACUGGCACUGGGAUGAGCCAUCAUGCGGCUACGAGGUGUGUGUAGUGAUGUAUCACCAGCCCUCUGCUCCCCCCGGUCUGGGAGGACUCUACAUGUUCCAGUGGAACGACGACAAUUGUGAAACCAAGAACAACUUCAUCUGCAAAUACACUGCCGAGAAGCUACUGGAGCCUUCUCCUGCUCCCAACUCCACCCAAACAGAUGUCUUCCCUUCAUCAGUGCUGCCGUGGAAUCCAAGUGACCCCAACCAGGACAGUAGAACAGCUGUGAAUUUGGUUUACAUCAUCAUUCCCACGAUUCCCCUCAUACUGCUGUUGCUGACAGUGAUGGGAGUCUGCUGCUUCAAAAUGCUUGCCAGACGAAGGAGAAAACAGCAGAAAUCAGAAGUUUGCCAGACAGACGCCGUAAUCUGUCCGAGCCCGAUUCCCACGGACGUCUACAACGUCAUCCGCUCGCAGAAAGACGAUGACCUGGUUUCAGCUCGGCCCCACACCAAAAACACCUCCUUUCUAUGCUCCUCUCCGGACACACCGACAGGUGACUACGACAACCUCGGGGGUCGCGACACAGAGAGCGGCUUUGUGACUCUUGCCAGCACAGAGAGUUGUUUCCUCAACUUUGACCUCAAUGACCUCACCCUCGGACGUCGUGGCACCCGCGAUUUCUACGACACCAGCUUGGGCCGCUCGGGAAAGAGAGACCUGAACGACAGCAGUCUGGGUCGCACCGGCCACCGAGAGUUGUACGACAGGAGUCUGGGUCGGCGUACAACCAAGAGCGAGCAUUAUGGCAGCAGUGUGUAUGCAGACCAUGGACUGUAUGAUGUCAGUAUCAGAGCAGGGAGUGACCUCUAUGAUCCCAAACUGAGGCCUGGAGGCCUCACAGGAAAAGUCGACCUCUAUCAGACAUAUGUCACCAACGGCAAGGACGACACUUACCAGACCAGCCUGGGAACCUACGCCAACCGAAAGUCCUACCAAGCGAAUCUGGACAGCUACAGAAACGGGCUGACCCUGGAUGGUGGAAGGAGAUACUUCAAUGAGCAGGAUUGGAUCAACAGAGAGUACUGAUCCUCUAAACCGCUCCUUAAUUGUGUGUACAGUUGUAUGUGUGAUUACGAACGGUUGGGAGAGAAUGACAAAAAUCUGUGCAUGUAUGUGUUUUUAAUGUUUCUAUGGUCUGUGCAGGGCAUGAAUAUCAGGUGAGGACAUGUUCAAAUUAGAUUUCGUACCUAGUCCAAAAUGAAAUCUGUAGCCUGCCUGCAUUUCUGUGCGGCAAUUAGUUUGCGAUAAUCUAACAGAAAUUUGUGAUCAAUGCAGAUAGUUUGAUUUGCUGAUCUCUGCCUCUAUCCCAGUAGAAUGCCAUUAAAUGAAAUUUACUUGCAGCACUAGAAAAUUACAUUUUAGUAAUUCCUGCAGAAGCAACGAUGAGGUUUCUCUGAAAAACCCAGAACAGCUUUCACUUUAGCUACUUUCUACUGAAGACAGUCUGUGCAUUAUUGGGGACAACUUUCUAUUAUUUGUUAUACUAAUAUGGUGAUCCCAAAGACAAUAACAACACUGUAACCCUACUGGAAAAUCAGGGAAAUAACAUUUUUGGUAAUCUGGGUGAACUAAGGUUAUUAGAUUAAUGUAUUAGAUUGAGGUCUGUGCACUCAAAUGUUUCUCACCAUUUGUCCCCAGUCAUUUUCUCUUGUUACAACUCAAGUUUUCCUCCAUAAAUAGAAUUAAAAAAAAAAAAUUAAUCCAACAGCAGGGUAAUAGGAAAGUUUGGCUGUUAAUGUGAGUGCAUAUCAGACAGUGUGCAUGGCCUCGUCAUGCUUGCUUGGUAGGAUAACCACUGAGGUGUGCUGUGCCUAAAAAGGCUGUUUCAAUCACACCCAAGUUUACCUGAUGUAGACAGGCUACCUCCAACACAGUACUGCGUGAGGAAGUUGGUUUUAUGAACUGUGCGUUUUGCCUUAAAUCAUGAGAUGUCCAGAACUUCAUAUGCUUACUCCAUUAUUGAUUAACGGCACUACAUCUCCCAUUAAAUGAAUCAAAGACAGCGAAAAAAAACAUGAACAAGUGGAAAGGUAGCUCUUAGCGAUUUUAGCUUCAGUGCCUGCAGCCUGACCACAGAAAAUGGCAUGAUAUUGAAGAUAACUAUCAAGCAUAGCAUUAUUAUUGUAAUUAUUCUAAGUUAUUCAGAAUGUAUAAUGCCUUGGCAUCUCUCCUGCAAGUGAGAGUGGUUUGUAUGUUUGUUACACAAAGAAAUCUUCAAAUAAAAUGAGACUAGAAUUGAA